Astyanax mexicanus (Mexican tetra) is the source of this 2337-nucleotide messenger RNA. It is a transcript of the gene tm4sf1, whose product is annotated as transmembrane 4 L six family member 18. Bases 146 to 736 code for a protein of 196 amino acids. The transcript is spliced from 4 exons. NCBI's taxonomy places the organism in Eukaryota, Metazoa, Chordata, Actinopteri, Characiformes, Acestrorhamphidae. Gene Ontology annotation, cellular component: membrane. The record is from RefSeq and is a predicted model, not a curated record.
UCUGCCUCUCUCAGUUUCCUUCCUGGAUUACAGCUGCAGCUGCCGGCCUGGGCUGGGGAGUAACUGACUGCUCCUUCCUUUGUCCACUUCUUUCCUCUCCUCUACUCUCCUCGCCUCUCUGCUUCUCUCCAUUCCCCUCAGAAAGAUGUGUUCUCUAGGGUUCGCCCGCUCCCUGGGCUUCGCCCUCCUCCCGCUGGCCACCUGCUGCAUAGUGGCCAACGUGCUGCUCUUCUUCCCUGAUGGACAGAUGGAUUUUGUGAAGGAUAACCGCUUGACCAAGUACGUGUGGUACUUCAUGGGAGUCGGAGGUGGAGGAGUAGCUGUAUUCAUUCCUGCCAUUACUUUUCUAACCAUGGGAAAAUGUGCAAACUCCUGUGGGACGGAGAGCUGUGCGAUGUGUGGUUCCGUGCUGGCGUCUCUUAUUGGACUUGCUGGUUCUGGAUACUGUUUUAUCAUCUCAGCCGUUGCCUUGCUGGAGGGGCCGUUCUGCUUCACCUCGUUGGGAUGGAGAUCUCCAUUCGAGAGUGAGGGGCCGAAGUACUUGUUUGCCAGAGACAGCUGGUCUGAAUGCAUACAGCCGGGUCAUAUUGUGGAGUGGAAUGUGACGUUGCUCUCCAUCCUGCUCGGCCUCAGCACCCUGGAGUUCCUCAUCUGCAUCGUCCAGAUCAUCAGCGGGCUGAUCAACGCGGUGUGCAGGCCCUGCUGCUAUAAGCAGGAGUACAGCCUGAAUGCUUGAAGAUACAAAACCAAACCGUGCAAGAUCCAGUAUCCCCUAAAAAACACCAGCGUUCUAAAGCUGGACUGUUGGAUUUUAGAUCAUUCAGAAACAGAACUGACAGACUGCACUGUGACUAUCUAGAGCCUGUCGGUAAUUACACUGUAACCAAUUGCUGUAUUUAUUUUUACACUAAAUCAUACAGUAAAAUGUUUUAUUGCAAAACUAUAGAAAGUGAUGCAUUUAGGGAUGCCAUAUGUAUACAGUGCUUUCAGUUUGUUUGGGCACAGUGCGCACAAAAAAACGUUUUUCUCAAAUUUUUCCCAUUUUCUCCCAAUUUACACGGCCAAUUACCCAAUCCACUCAUUAGGACUCCCCCUAUCACUAGUGAUGCCCCAAUAUCACGAACGUGAAGUCAGACUCCGCCUCUUUUUGAACUGCUGCUGGUGCAGCAUUACCGAGUAGCAUCACAGUGCACUCGGAGCACAUUCGGUUCUGAUACAUCAGCUCACAGACGCAGCCUUGUGCUGAUCAACAUCACCCUAGGAGUGACCCUAGGAGAGCAAGGCCAAAUAUGCUCCCUCAGGGCAAUUUCUUGCUCAUAGUGGCAGCGUUCGCCCCAUGUUUUGAGCAAAUAUUACCUAAAUUGAACAGCUUAAAAGACAUUUCUUUUCUUUCGUUAAGUUAAAUCUUUAGUCCCUGACAUCCUUUAAUUGCAUAAUUGAUGUGUCCUCCCACCCCUAACUCACCGUUAGUGUCUUAGUGCCAGCCUGAAUACCUUCCUUAGAUAUUUAGUUAUAUACUGUCCAGUGGCUAAAUGCCUGCCCUACAGGUUACCAUUUUCUGUGCUGUAAAUUUGUUAUGUGCUGUAAAUGUGUUUCUACAGCCAGUAUAUUAGUGUUAAUUUACAGUGCAAUUCUGUAUAGUACUUUUUAUUGGCAAAUACAGGACGCAAAAGUUAAAUUGCAUAUGUUUUUGUAAAGAUAAAAUUUUAUUUAUGCCAAAAUUUACCAAAAAAGUGUUAAAUUACUAUUCGUAUUAUACAGUAAUAUGCUGUAAUCUUUCUACAGAGUAAAAUACUGUAAUCUUUCAUUUCAUUUAUUGCAUCAACUGUUAUAAGCAACUAUUUUGCCAUUAAUUUGCAUUAAUUUACAUUGUACAAGCACAAGUACUCCAACCCAGUGUUUAUCAGGUAUUUGUGGGGGAAUGUUAUAUGGGACUGAAGAACCUGUAUUACUAUUAGUAUUAUUAUUAUUAAAGCUUGUCCACUCAUCAAUCUAAUACCACCCUCUUAUAAUCCUUCAGUAUAAUAAUAUCUGUAUAGAAUCCCCACUCACUGAGACACCGAAAAUGUAGGUGUACAUCAAAAGAAGUUAAAUAUUUCAAAUGUAUUUUUUAUCGUACGCUAUUCUGCCUUCAACAUGCAUGUUUUUUUCAGGAACAAAUGUAUUUUUAUGAAGUAUGUUUGUUUUGUGUAAGUGUUUGGAGAAAAUUAUACUGUAAAUUAUUUUGUAAUCUUUGAGAGAAAUGGUCAGAAAGUAAAGUCAGAAUGUUGUUUUCUGUGUAUUUUUAUAAUUUGCUGGUUAAAAAAAAGAAUAAAUGUAUUACAUUUUAGAUAGUAA